Phodopus roborovskii (desert hamster) is the source of this 777-nucleotide messenger RNA. It is a transcript of the gene Wfdc8, whose product is annotated as WAP four-disulfide core domain 8. The record is from RefSeq and is a predicted model, not a curated record. Gene Ontology annotation, cellular component: extracellular region. The transcript has 7 exons. Lineage: Eukaryota; Metazoa; Chordata; Mammalia; Rodentia; Cricetidae. Bases 1 to 741 code for a protein of 246 amino acids. Gene Ontology annotation, molecular function: serine-type endopeptidase inhibitor activity.
AUGGUCACAGCUCCUCAGGCUCUGAAACUCUUCAGGCACCUUUCCCUCCACGGCUCUGCCUGCUCCUGGAGGAGCGGAGCUCUCCUGUUCCUGUUGCUUCUCCUCCUCUUCUUGGAGCAGACUUCGGCUUCAUACACCAUCAAAGUCAAACGAAAAGUGGGCGAGUGCCCCAGGGAGCGGUUGGAAUGUGAAGAUAGGGUCCCGAGCUCGUGCAUAACAGACUUCAACUGCGAGGCUCAUCUCAAGUGUUGUCCCUUUGCCUGUGGGAACCUGUGCAUGGACCCUUAUGAAGAACCCUGCAUGUUACCCUUGGCCACAGGAGACUGCCGUGCCAGUUUGACUCGCUGGUAUUUUGACAUUCAGAAGCAUCAAUGCAGACCCUUUAUGUACAGUGGCUGUCAUGGAAAUGCCAACAACUUCCUCAGCAAGGAUGACUGCAAGAAUGCCUGCAUGCUAAUUGUGAAGAAGGGACAAUGCCCACUCUUCCCUUUCCAAAUGCGAAUGGAGUGCCCGCCCUCCUGUAAGAGUGACAUGGAUUGCCAGGAGAAGGAGAAGUGCUGUGAGUCCCAGUGUGGCUUUGUUUGUGCCAGGGCUUGGCUAGUCAAAACAGGUUUCUGCCCAAGUAAGCCCAUGACGUGUAUGAAGAUCGAUAAGCCCAAGUGCUUGCAGGACAGUGACUGUCCCCUGGAUGAAAAGUGUUGCACACGCUGUGGACUGAAGUGCUUGGAACCCAGACACUGAGCAAUUUCUGCUCUCAGCCUGGACAGCAACCAAGAA